Prorocentrum cordatum is the source of this 2422-nucleotide messenger RNA. NCBI's taxonomy places the organism in Eukaryota, Dinophyceae, Prorocentrales, Prorocentraceae. The record is from the annotation of a GenBank genome assembly.
AGCAUUUGUACCGCCAAGCCCAGACAGCGGCGCCUCGAUGGGUCCCCUGGCGCCCAUGGCGGCCAUGUUGGGCGCCGCACGCGAGGCCGCAUGGCACCGAAGGCAGCGAAGGCACCAGCACUAAGGCCUGCUGCGGCUGCUGUUCCUGGUGCCAGUGUAGCACGACCACCAGCAUCUGCGCCAAGGCCUGUGGCGGCUGCUUUUCCUGGUGCCAGUGGUGCCAGUGCUGCACGACCACCAGCAUCUGCGCCAAGGCCUCCAGCGCGGCCGCCAUCACAGCAGGAGUUAGACGAGGCUGCAGCGAAGAUCCAGGCCACCCUGCGCGGCCAGCAGGAGAGGCGGAGAUUGGCCGAGGCGAAGGCCGCUGGAGCUGCUCCCAGAGCAAAGACUGCACCGGUAGCGAAGGCGAAUGUUGCCGGACCUGCUGCUGGAACACAACGUGCUGCGAAGACCCCUGGUGCAGUCGGUGGAGCAAAGCCUACGCCUGCAGCGGCGCCAGCAGCAAAUGCGAAUGUUGCUGGACCUGCUGCUGGAGCACAGCGGACAGCGAAGAACCCUGGCGUAGUUGCGGGAGCACAGCCUGCGUCGGCACCGGCACCCAAAGCUGUUGCGUUUGCUGUUCCUGGUGCCAGUGUCGCACGACCACCAGCAUCUGCGCCAAGGCCUCCAGCGCGGCCACCAUCACAGCAGGAGUUAGACGAGGCUGCAGCGAAGAUCCAGGCUACCCUGCGCGGCCAGCAGGAGAGGCGGAGACUGGCCGAGGCGAAGGCCGCUGGAGCUGUUCCCGGAGCCAGAGCAGCGCCCAAAGCCCAAGCUGGACCCAAAGCUGUUCCUGGCGCCAAGACAGCAGGGCGAGCGCCACCUCCCAGGACCCAAGCUUCACCCAAAGCUGGUCCUGGCGCUAAGAUAGCAGGCCCACCACCAGCACAACGACCACCAUCAGCACGAUCGGGUGGCGCAGCGGCGAAAGCCUCUGCGCCAAGGCCUUCAGCGCGGCCGCCGUCACAGCAGGAGUUAGACGAGGCUGCAGCGAAGAUCCAGGCUACCCUGCGCGGCCAGCAGGAGAGGCGGAGAUUGGCCGAGGCGAAGGCCGCUGGAGCUGUUCCCGGAGCCAAGGCAGCACCCAAAGCCCAAGCUGGACCCAAAGCUGUUCCUGGCGCCAAAACGUCAGGGCGGCCACCAUCACCCAAAGCCCAAGUUGCACCCAAAGCUGGUCCUGCCAGAACCCAAGCUUCAUUCAAAGCUGGUCCUGGCGCCAGGCCAGCAGGGCCGUCACCAGCAGUGCGAGCUGGGACGGGGGGCGUUGGAGCUGGAGGCAGAGGCGCGCCAAAGGCGAGAGUGCCAGCACCAGCACGGAAGUUGUCGCCUCAGGAGCUGCGGGAGCGGGAAGAAGCCGCACGGAAGAUCCAGGCCACGUUGAGGCGGAGGCAGGAAGCGGGACAGGCGGCACCCCGUGCCAAAGCUGCACCCAAAUCCGGCCCGGGAGCCAGGCCACCAGUGGCAGCUCGAGCCGGAACCGGAACGGGGCGCACUGGAGCUGGAGCGCAGGGCCAGUCGAAGGGUGCGGGAGCGGCGCGCCCAGGAGAUGCCGCAGCGCAGGGCGGUGGCGGCCAUGCAAAAGCAUCACAGCCGGGGUUGCAAGAUGAGGCGCCCGAGCCACGCGCACCCAAGGUGCCGGAUAUUGUGGUCGGGGUGCGCUGCACGUUCAUGGUGCAGAACAUUGACAUGGAACAGCUCGAGCAGACAGUGAGAAUUUGGAAGGACUUCGUCGAGAAGGUGAAGCAGGCAGUGGCCACAGAGUCCAGAAACGGGAUCACUACCGACGAUGUAGAAGUGCACAUUUCGGACGAUUACCUCAUGGCGGAAGUGUUCGUGUUACCUUCCAACACCUCCAAAGCUAAGCCAGCGAAGGCUACCCUUGCAUCUUCGCCUACCCUCGGCGCCUCCUUGCUCAAGCGUGUGGCCUCUGUCUACGGCAUAGACAGCGUGUCCGAGGGACCUCUCAAGGUAGAGGGUGUUAGCGUGGUCGCGCUGACGGCCUCGGUCUUCGAGUUUGUGGGCGAGGACCAGACAUUCGACACAUCGGGCUUCACUUCUUUUAAGGUGACGGUGUGGGGCGCUGGUGGUGGGCGCGACAUGGGGGGAGGCGCUGGCGGCUCAGGAGGAUACGCGCAAGCAGUGCUGACGCUGCCAGCCGGUACCCAGUACCUGACGGUCAUUGUGGGGCAGGGCGGUGGCGCCGCAGACAGAGGAACCCAGGCGGCGUACGGCGGAGGGGGCCGGAGCGGGCCGGGCGGCCCGAACAGCUCGGGAGGCGGAGGCGGCAGGUCAGCCGUCGCGCUGGACGGCGAGGACAUUCUCACCGCUGGCGGCGGCGGAGGCGGCGGCUGGGACGAGGCCGCCCCCCUGGCUGUCACAGGAG